GGUGAGGGGGUGGGGGGCUGCGCAGAGAGAAGGAGCAAGAAAGGGGGAAAGAAGAACGCGUGUGAUGGACGCCGGACGUUUGGACGGAGAUGGAGAGGGGGCGAAGUGAAAGACCGGCGAGUCACGCAGGCGAAAUAGCGGUGCCGGACCGAGCGAGACGGGGGGAGUAUCUGCCUUGUGCGUCUCCCCGCUGUGACCCAGCUGGAAGCUCCGAUGCGGACGAGGCGCAGGAGGGCACGGCGGAGGCGACGGUGAAAGGGGGCGGAGGGCACGAGGGCGGAAGACCCACCUGGGGAAUCGGGCGAACGACGUUCAUCUAUUUUUUUUUUUACACACACACGCACCCGCGCAAAAACCGUGAAGGUGCCAGUUGAGCAGGACUUAUGUCAAAUAUGAGCUGGGCCUUUCUAACCCGUCUUCUCGAAGAAAUCCACAACCACUCCACCUUCGUGGGCAAGAUCUGGCUCUCGGUGCUUAUCGUCUUUCGUAUCGUGCUGACGGCUGUCGGUGGGGAAUCCAUUUACUCGGACGAGCAGAGCAAGUUCGUGUGCAACACCAAGCAGCCGGGUUGUGAGAACGUCUGCUACGAUGCCUUCGCUCCUCUCUCCCACGUGAGGUUCUGGGUCUUCCAGAUCAUCCUCAUCUCCACCCCGUCCGUCAUGUACCUGGGCUACGCCAUCCACAAGGUUGCUCGGACUUCCUCCUCCGAGGAAGAGGAUCGGGAGGAAGAGGAGAUGGAGAUGGAGAGGAGGCUGAGGUUCUUCAGGAAGAGGAGGGCGCCUCCUGGCGUCCGUUGGCAGAACCUGCGCGGGCCGGAGAGGACGGGGGAAGGGGAGGAAGAAGACGAGGAGGAGCCCAUGAUGUACGAGGAGGUGGCGAGGGAGAAGGAGAGGGAGGGGAGGGGAGUGGGGAGGCCACAGAGGCACGAUGGGAGGCGCAGAAUCAGGCAGGAAGGACUGAUGAGGAUGUACGUCUUCCAGUUGAUCUGCAGGGCCCUGUUUGAGGUGGGCUUCCUAGUGGGACAGUACCUCCUGUACGGCUUUGAGGUGCACCCCUCCUACGUGUGCACCCGGCAGCCGUGCCCCCACACCGUGGACUGCUUCGUGUCGCGACCGACAGAGAAGACGGUCUUUCUCAUCGUCAUGUACGUGGUGAGCUGCCUCUGCCUCCUGCUCAACCUGGGAGAGAUGGUCCACCUGGGUAUGGGGACGGUCAGGGACGUGAUCAGGAGCCGGAGGAGGCGAGGCAGGACCAGCGCCCGCCCCUUCCCGUACCCUUUCCCUCGGAACAUCCCAGCCUCGCCGCCCGGAUACAACAUGGUGGUCAAACCCAACGUGACGGGCAGCAAGGUCCCCAACGGCCUGCUGGCCCACAAACAAGUCCUGGGCAACGUGGCUCAGGAAGUUCCGUGCACCAGCCCGGACGACAAUGUGCCCCCAGACCUGGCCAGGCUGCACAGCCACCUGAGGGAGGCACAGGAACGGCUGGACGUGGCCUUUCAGACUUACAACAGCCGGGGGAACGGGCAGAAAUGCAGGGCGGGCAGUCCAGGCUCUGGGGGCUCAGUGGCGGAGCAGAACCGGGUCAACGCAGCCCAGGAGAAGCAGGGAGCCAAACCCAAACCCGGCUCUGACAAAGGGAGCUCCAGCAGCAAAUCCGGGGACGGGAAGCCAUCAGUGUGGAUCUGAACCAUGUUUGUCC
Callorhinchus milii (elephant shark) is the source of this 1701-nucleotide messenger RNA. It is a transcript of the gene gjc2, whose product is annotated as gap junction protein gamma 2. Gene Ontology annotation, cellular component: connexin complex. The transcript has 3 exons. Gene Ontology annotation, biological process: cell communication. Lineage: Eukaryota; Metazoa; Chordata; Chondrichthyes; Chimaeriformes; Callorhinchidae. The record is from RefSeq and is a predicted model, not a curated record. The coding region runs from base 384 to 1688 and encodes 434 amino acids.